Molecule: messenger RNA, 2646 nt
Organism: Eimeria acervulina
Lineage: Eukaryota; Apicomplexa; Conoidasida; Eucoccidiorida; Eimeriidae
Exons: 11
Coding region: 1-2646 (881 amino acids)
Source: RefSeq, a predicted model, not a curated record
AUGGAUGUCGUGGAGUCAGCACUAGGGUCCUUAGCGGCUGUCUUUCCUCUUGCUGCUGAUGCCCCCGACGCUGUAGCGACAGAAACAGAGGGGCCCUCAGCAGCAGCAGCAGCAGCAACAGUAGCAGCAGCAGCAGCAACGGCAGCAGCAGCAGACUGUGCUGCAGAGGAGACUCUGCAGCAGCAGCCGCUGCAGCGCAGACUGUCUCCAGACCUCUCAUGGUGGGCGCUACCACCAAACUACAGCAACCGAGAAGCAAAUCAGCAGCAGCAGCAGCAGCAACAGCAGCAGCAACAACAACAACAGCAGCAGCAGCAAGAACGAGAACGUUAUGAGAAAGAGGGGGACACACUGAGGCAUGAGCUAGGUUCGUGCAGAGACACCGAACAACUGCAGCAGCAGCAGCAGCAGCAGAAGCUUAAACAACAGCUCCAGCAUUGCCAGCACGAAGAACAGCAGCAGCAAGAGCAGCAGCAGCAGCAGCAGCAGCAGCAAUGUAAAACAGCAGCAGAACCACACCAGCGAACUCCGUCUACUCGCCGAUCGCGAGGCAGAGACGUAACCCCAGUAGCGCAGCAGCAGCAGCAGCAACAGCAACAGCAGCAGCAGCAGCAGCAGCAGCAGCAGCAGGCUGCGGCCUGCAAGAGGCGUCCUACCCCCAGUAUCUCCGAGAGCCUAGUAGAUCUGCUUCCUCGAAAGGAAGCAUUAGCUGCUGUUGCUGCUACAGCAGAUGAGGAGGUUGCGGAGGCAGCAGCAGCAUACACGAGAGCAGCAACACAAGCAGCAGCAGCAGCUGCUGCUGCUGCUGUCGCCUGUGUCUGUGAUGAGCAGCCCAAGUCGCUGCGCUCCUCUGCUGCUGCUUCUCGUGCUGCUGCUGCUGCGCUGCUCCAGACGCACCAGUCAUUGACAGCUUCAUCUGUUAGUUCUAUUGCUGCUGCUGCAGCAGAAGCAGCAGCAGCAGCAGGGGCCCUUCCUCUACCCCCUGCUGCUGCUGCUCUGAAGUUCACAGGCCCUACCAGCAGCAGCAACAGCAGCAGCAGCAGCAGCCAUUUGCUUCCUGGUCGGGAUGGGGAGGCGUGGACGCCUCAAACUCAAGCGAGCACCGAAGGAGAAAAGUCUGCGCAGCAGCAGCAGCAGCAGCAGCAACAACAGCAGCAGCAGCAGCAGCAGCACGAUGAGGACAGCAGUGCAGCAGAGCUGCAAGGGAUCAUAUCCGGCUUAGUCACUGCCUCUCCUUUUAUUACUGCUUCGCCUGCUGCUGCACCUCGAACAGCAGCAGCAGCACCACCAUCGGCAGCAGCAGCAGCUGCUGCUGCUGCUGAUGUGAAUGCCUCCCUUGCCUCUCCUAAUGCCGCUGACAGCAGCAGCAGCACCAACUUGCAGCUGGAGGAUGUCUGCAUGAUUGCAUGCAUGUGCAGCCGCAGCAGCAGCAGGAGCAGCAGCAAUAGCAAAUUCAAUAGGGGCACCCGCCGCAACUACAACAGCAGCAGCAGCAGCAACAGCAGCAGCAACAGCAGCAGCAGCAGUGGGCCCCUUUCUGAGCAGGCUGUUUUGAUGGUUCCAGGCGGUAGUGACGGCACGUGGCUGCUGCAGCACAGCAGCAGCAGCAGCAACAACAAGAACAGCAACAGCAGCAGCAGCAGCAGCAGCAGCAGCAGCAUGAGGUGUAGCUGUGGGGUUGGUGCAGCAGCACCCAGAGCAACUCCGCCUGAAGCCCCUCCCCUACCCCCUGCCUAUUGGCCUCAGCGCCCUGUGCUGCUGCGCGCUGUUGUGGAGCCCUGGAUGCUGCAGGCGCUGCAGCAGCAGCAGCAGCAGCAGCAGCAAGACGCAGAAAAUCACACGGAGGAUGCGAAGUACCGACGUGUGAGGUUUCGUUUCCCUCCGCCUCCGCUGGAGCUGCUCUCUGCGAAUCAGCCUGUCUCUAGAGCUGUGCAUUCGUUUGAGACGCCGUACUUCAAGGGAGCGAUGAUUGCAUGCGCCGCCGGAGUAGGAGAUAUGAAAGACUGUGGCCAUGGGGCACCGAAGGCUACUAUGAGGAUUUUGAUUCAGGGGCGUUUCCUUCACCCUUGGAGGUUAGGAGAGGUUUUAUCGGGUCAGGUCUUCUCGAGGCCUCUGCAGCAUCUCCCUCCCCGCUGGGUUGUCUCCUUGGGAAUCUGCCUGCGAGAGGAGGUCCUUGAAAACGGUUCUUACGACGAGGAUAUCUGUUCGGAUAAGGAGCCCUUCUUUCUAUCUCCCCUCGUUUGCCUUGCAGAUAAAAUCCACGUUGUAGACUCUGAGGAGGGGUCUCCUCCUCGUUUAGAGAGUUUAUGCUUUGAUGAAGACAGUAGUCUAUUGUUUGCAGGAGACAGCUCAUCUCCUUUGUCUAGUAAAGAAAGAAAAAAUAAAUUAUUAAGAAAAGAUAUUCUCUCUUCUUUGAGGUUUAACCCGCAGCAUAUUUAUACUAUGGAAUUCUCUCAAAAUUUCUUUUGGCCUUCAACUUAUCAGUUUGAUUUGGGUUUAUUCUGCAAGUCUGUGUCUCCUCUAUUAGACAGACAGCCGAUAGAAAUAAUGUCGUUAGUAAAUCCUCUUCUUAUUGAUAUACCCGAGGGUCUUUGCUGCUCGGAGGUUGUCGCCUUCACCGAGCGGUUGGAUCGUGCUGCUCGCUGA